UAAGAGUGGAGGCAGUCUUCCUUUCUUUCAGCUGGAGUGCUCCUCAAGAGCGAGCUCCACCCUUAAAAAAGAUGUUUUCUGCGAAGAUCUUGUGCCUGGUCCUGAGUGUGGUGGGCACAGUCUGGACCACAAGUUCCAAGGAAAGUGAAUUUAUAGCCGAAGGAGGAGGUGUACGUGGCCCAAGAAUUGUGGAAAGACAGCAAUCUGCCUGCAAGGAGACAGAUUGGCCCUUCUGUUCCGAUGAAGACUGGAACUACAAAUGCCCUUCUGGCUGCAGGAUGAAAGGGUUAAUCGAUGAAGUCAACCAAGAUUUUACAAACAGAAUAAAUAAGCUCAAAAACUCACUCUUUGACUAUCAGAAGAACAAUAAGGACUCUAGUUCAUUGACAGCGAAUAUAAUGGAACUUGUGAGAGGGGAUUUUGCCACUGCCAACAAUAAUGAUAAUACAUAUAGCCAAGUGUCAGAAGAUCUGAGAAGCAAAAUUGAGAUCCUGAGGCGCAAAGUCCUAGAACAAGUACAACACAUCCAACUUCUACAGAAAAAUGUCAGGGAUCAGCUGGUAGAUAUGAAACGACUAGAGGUGGACAUUGAUAUUAAGAUCCGAUCUUGCCAAGGGUCAUGCAGUAGGGCUUUAGAGCGUAGGACAGAUCUAAAGUACUAUGAAGAUCAACAGAAGCAACUUGAACAAGUCAUUGCCAAAGACUUACUUCCACCUAAAGACAGUCAAUACUUACCACUGCUAAAAACGAGCCCAGCUCCAAAUAUGCUUCCUGGGGACUACAAGAGCCAGCUUCAGAAGGCCCCUCUAGAGUGGAAGGCACUCAUGGAAAUGAAGCAGAUGAAAAUGACUCUAGAGAGGCUUGAUAGAGAUGGGAAUGCCCGAGGAGACACUCCAUCUCAUGGAACAGGAUCAGUGCCUGAAAGCCCCAGGAACCCUGGGAGCUCCACCCCUGGAAGUGCUGGCACUUGGAACCCUGGCAGUGCUGGUCCUUGGAGCUCUGGGAGCACCAGGCCUGGCAGCACGGGGCCUGGUAGUGCUGGUACUUGGAGCACCAGGCCUGGCAGCACUGGGCCUGGCAGUGCUGGUACUUGGAGCUCCGGGAGCACUGGGCCUGGCAACACUGGACCGGGCAGUACCGGCACUUGGAGCUCUGGGAGCACCGGGCCUGGCAACACUGGACCGGGCAGUACUGGCACUUGGAGCUCCGGGAGCACUGGGCCUGGCAACACUGGACCGGGCAGUACUGGCACUUGGAGCUCCGGGAGCACCGGGCCUGGCAACACUGGACUGGGCAGUACUGGCACUUGGAGCUCCGGGAGCACCAGGCCUGGCAACACUGGACCGGGCAGUACUGGCACUUGGAGCUCUGGAAGUUCUGGCUCCGAAAGCUUUAGGCCAGGUAGCGUAGGGCAUGGGAACACCAGGCCUACCAACCCAGAGUGGGGGACAUUUGAAGAGGGGGUGUCAGGAAGUGUGACUCCAGGGUCAAAGAAUGAGUUCCACACAAGUAAACUGGUCACUUCUAAAGGAGAGAAAGAGCUUCUUAUUGGUAAUGAGAAGGUCACCUCUAGUAGCACAACCGCCACUCGUCACGCAUGCUCUAAAACUGUUACUAAGACCGUUAUAGGUCCAGAUGGUCGCAAAGAAGUGACAAAAGAAGUGGUAAACUCCGAAGAUGGUUCUGAUUGUGGUGACUUAUCCCAUACUUUUGCUGGCAGCCUAGAUGAUCUCCAUGCUAGGCACCCUGAUCUAGAGAGUUUCUUUGGCACCUCAAUUGUUAAAACACCUCCAGGUAUACUUUUACCCUCGCGUAAAGAGUUUGACCAUAAGACCCACAUUAUGGGCUCAGAUUCUGAGAUAUUCACAAGCAUAGGGGCACCUGAGUUCCCUUCCAGUGGUAAAACUUCAAGUCACAGCAAACAAUUUGUGGCCAGUAGUACGAUUUACAACAGAGGAGACUCCGCAUUUGAAAGCAAGAGCUAUAAAGGGGCAGGUGAGGCCGGAGCGGAAGCGGAACAUGAAAUCUUCAGAGGAGAAUAUAGCAUCAAAAGAGGCCAUGCUAAAGCUCGCCCUGCCAGAGACUGUGAUGAUGUCCUCCAAACACAUCCUUCAGGUGCCCAAAGUGGUAUUUUCAAUAUCAAGCUACCGGGAUCCAGUAAGCUUUUUUCUGUUUAUUGUGAUCAAGAGACCAGUCUGGGAGGAUGGCUUUUGAUCCAGCAGAGAAUGGAUGGAUCACUGAAUUUUAACCGGACCUGGCAAGACUACAAGAGAGGUUUCGGCAGCCUGGAUGACAAGGGGGAAGGCGAGUUCUGGCUAGGCAAUGAACACCUCCACUUACUAACCCUGAGGGCCUCUGUCCUUCGGGUUGAAUUAGAGGACUGGGCUGGGGACCAGGCUUAUGCGGAAUAUCACCUGAGGGUAGGCUCUGAGGCAGAGGGCUAUGCCCUGCAGGUCUCCUCCUACGAGGGCACAGCAGGGGAUGCUCUGGUGGAGGGUUCUGCAGAGGAAGGAACAGAGUAUACCUCUCACGCGGGCAUGCAGUUCAGCACGUACGACAGGGAUGCAGACCAGUGGGAAGAGAACUGCGCAGAAGUCUACGGAGGAGGCUGGUGGUACAACAGCUGCCAAGCGGCCAAUCUCAAUGGCAUCUACUACCCUGGGGGCUCCUAUGAUCCAAGGAACAACAGUCCUUAUGAGAUUGAGAAUGGAGUGGUCUGGGUCCCCUUCAGAGGUGCAGAUUAUUCCCUCAGGGCUGUUCGCAUGAAAAUCAGGCCCCUGGAGACCAGGUAGGAGUGGAAGUGAGAGUAAUCUGUUUUCUUUGUUUAGUGAGGUGAAGAAAAAAAAAUGAGGAAGAUAAAGUAGUUAAGAUUCUUUACAAUCUACUAAAAAAAUUCACAGGUGCUAUUUUAUUAUUCCUUGUACUGUAUCUAAAUGUAACUGAGACAUAUUACUGCUUUAAAGAAUAAAGUUAUGUGAGCUUUUUUAUCUUGAAA
Messenger RNA from Nyctereutes procyonoides (raccoon dog), 2995 nucleotides. It is a transcript of the gene FGA, whose product is annotated as fibrinogen alpha chain. The transcript has 6 exons. The coding region runs from base 72 to 2792 and encodes 906 amino acids. Lineage: Eukaryota; Metazoa; Chordata; Mammalia; Carnivora; Canidae. Gene Ontology annotation, cellular component: fibrinogen complex. The record is from RefSeq and is a predicted model, not a curated record. Gene Ontology annotation, molecular function: signaling receptor binding; extracellular matrix structural constituent. Gene Ontology annotation, biological process: protein polymerization; positive regulation of ERK1 and ERK2 cascade; blood coagulation.